Pyrus x bretschneideri (Chinese white pear) is the source of this 1242-nucleotide messenger RNA. RefSeq names its product transcription factor MYB8-like. NCBI's taxonomy places the organism in Eukaryota, Viridiplantae, Streptophyta, Magnoliopsida, Rosales, Rosaceae. The record is from RefSeq and is a predicted model, not a curated record. The coding region runs from base 151 to 936 and encodes 261 amino acids. The transcript has 3 exons.
CUCUCUCCUUUCCUCUCUCUCUCUCUCUCUCUCUCUCUCUCUCUCUCUCUAUAUAUAUAUAUAUAUAUAUAUAUAUAUUUAUAUACACAUACAUACAGAGUCACUGUUGUAGCUGCUGUUAUAUUGUAUCUGAUUCACAAGAAGAAAUAGAUGGGGAGAGCACCUUGUUGUGAGAAAGCUCACACCAACAAAGGGGCAUGGUCGAAAGAGGAGGACCAGCGCCUCAUCGACUACAUCCGCCAACACGGCGAGGGCUGCUGGCGCUCCCUCCCUAAAGCCGCCGGGUUGCUUAGGUGCGGCAAGAGUUGCAGAUUGAGAUGGAUAAACUACCUCCGCCCCGACCUCAAGCGUGGGAAUUUCACGAAGGAAGAAGAUGAACUCAUCAUCAAGCUUCAUAGCUUGCUGGGAAACAAAUGGUCGUUGAUUGCGGCGCAAUUGCCGGGAAGAACCGAUAACGAGAUCAAAAACUACUGGAACACUUACGUCAAGCGAAAUCUCAUCAGUCGCGGCCUCGACCCUCAGACCCACCGCCCGCUUAACCAAGCAACAACCGCCACUUCCACUGCUCCCGCCUCUCGCUUGGACUUGAGAAACCGUCCUCCGCCGUUGUCCGUGGUGUUUGGUCAUAAACCCAUCAACAACCACAGCAAAAUUGAAUUGUUGAAGCACCCCAAGAUGGAGCAGGAGUGCUACAAUUACAAUAUAGAAUCGGAGGCCAAUUGCUCCACCGCUACCGGCAGCGGCACCACAACCGAAGAAGACCAACAACAACAGCAGCAGAAAUACAAGUGUGGUGAUCUCAACUUGGAUCUUUCAAUUGGGUUAGAGCCGUUUCAGUCCAAACCAACUCGGGCGUCGUCUGGGAACUCGGCCGAGUCAAGACUACAUCAGAUCAUAGUUCCUCCCAAUAGUAAUAAUAAUCAUCAGUUUUUUUAAAAAGGUGCAGUCGUCGGUGGUGGCUCAGGCGGUGUGUUUGUGCUGCCAGGUUGAAUUUCAGAGCAGCGAAGCAUGCAGAAAUUGUCAGUGUAGUAGUAACAAUGGCUUCUACAGAUUUCACUGACCUGCUUUGAAUUCAUAGCGCCAUUUUAUUAUAUAUUUUCUUUUUCUUUUUUCUCUUCAUCUUAGACACACAUUUGGAAGAACAAUUAUCAUUUGAAAAUCCAGAUUUACAUAUGUUUGAAUUAGAUUUCUCAUGUUUGGCUCUUUAAGAGCAACAGAUGCAAAUUUAACAUUUACAUCUUC